UGCAAGAUGGCUCCUCAUAUAAAACCAGCCGCCUGGCUUCUCUUUUGUGAUCAACAAAAUUACUUUUCCCCGUUUAUUCGAUUAAAAUACCGUUUUCGGGGAAGUGCUGAGGGCUAAACCGAUCUGUACGCUGGCGUAGGUGUUACUCGGCGUCCUCGGGCGCUGUGGGAAAUAUUUAAUAAACGAGCAGACCGAUUUUGAGGCAGUGCGCGAGAGAUCGGGCCUGUCCGCGCACGCGAACCUGAACCGAACCCCGCGCCCGAAUCCAAACCCGAGCAGCUCAUAUGGCUGUUUCAAGGUUGGAACGGCUGUUUAUCUUACUGGAUACAGGUUCGACUCCUGUUACCCGUAAAGCAGCUGCUCAGCAGUUGGGAGAUGUUGUUAAGCUUCACCCACAUGAGCUUAAUAACUUGCUAUCAAAGGUUUUAACAUACUUGAGGAGUCCAAAUUGGGAUACACGAAUCGCAGCGGGACAAGCUGUCGAAGCCAUAGUGAGGAAUAUUCCAGAAUGGAACCCAGCUCCAAAGCCAAAAGAUGAGGUGUGUGCAGAAGAUAUGUCACCAGAGGACAUCUCUUCAGACAGGCUGAGUUUCUACAGGUUUGAUAUCUCCCGUCUGCUCAAGCACGGAGCAUCGCUGCUCGGCUCUGCAGGUGCUGAAUUUGAGCUGCAAGAAGACAAGACGGGUGAGAUAGAUCCCAAAGAGCGUUUGGCUCGGCAGAGGAAACAGUUACAGAAGAAGUUGGGAUUGGAUAUGGGUGCAGCGAUCGGCAUGGACACAGAGGAGCUUUUUAAUGAUGAGGACCUGGAGGAUGCCUGCGCUUCCAGUACCAACAGAUCACAGCCUGGUAAAAGCCUGGGCUGUCACUUCUCACGCAACCAUUUGCCGGCUGCAGAGCUCAUAGAUUCAGAGUUUCGUCCAGGCAUGAGCAAUCGACAGAAGAACAAAGCCAAGAGGAUGGCAAAACUUGUUGCAAAGCAGAGAUCCAGAGACGUGGAUCCUAACGAGAAGAGCAAUGACAGUUUUGAGGGAGAGCCAGAGGAGAAGCGCCGGAAAACCACAAAUGUAGUCAUUGAGCAGCCAGCAACCGACAGCAAAGUCUUAAUUGAUAAUGUUCCUGAUAACUCCAAUUUAUUUGAGGAGACUCAGGAAUGGCCCCUGGAAAGCUUCUGUGAUGAACUGUGCAAUGACCUCUUCAACCCCUCGUGGGAGAUUCGUCACGGUGCAGGCACGGGACUGAGGGAAGUGCUGAAGUGUCACGGUACUGGCGGAGGAAAGACUGUUGGCAGUACAGCAGAACAGAUGGAACGACAGCACCAGGAGUGGCUGGAGGAUUUGGUCAUCCGGCUUUUGUGCGUCUUUGCUCUAGACAGAUUUGGAGACUUUGUGUCAGAUGAGGUGGUUGCACCUGUCAGAGAGACGUGUGCCCAGACUCUGGGUGUGGCCUUGAGGCACAUGGCGAACAGUGGCUUUGCCAUGACUGUGGACAUUCUGCUCAAGCUGCUAACUGAAGACCAGUGGGAGGUUCGACACGGAGGCCUACUGGGCAUCAAAUAUGCCCUUGCUAUCAGACAGGAUUUGAUCGCUGAGCUACUGCCCCGGGUUCUUCCUGCCAUUACAGAAGGCCUGCGGGAUCUGGAUGAUGAUGUUCGUGCAGUGGCAGCAGCAGCUUUGAUCCCAGUGGUGGAUGGAUUGGUUCAAUUGCAGCCUGCUAAGGUUCCUUUCAUUGUGGACACACUGUGGAAUGCCCUGCUGGAGCUGGAUGAUCUCACAGCUUCGACUAACAGCAUCAUGACCCUCCUGUCCUCCCUGCUCACUUACCCACAGGUCCGCCAGUGCAGCACGCACCAGUCUCUCACAGUGUUGGUUCCUCGAGUAUGGCCAUUCCUGAGACAUACAAUCGCUUCUGUUCGUCGGGCUGCCCUAGAGACCCUCUUUACAUUGCUUUCCAAAGCUGACCAGAGUUGUGCAUUAUGGCUGAAUCCCAUCAUGCAGGACAUGUUAAGACACAUCUUUCAGUCCUGCAUCCUGGAGAGCAACCAGGAGAUCCUAGAGUUGAUACAGAAGGUGUGGGGGGAGUUGUUGCGACAGUCCCCGCAGCAGUAUGUGGUGGCAGCCAGCUGUCCUUGGAUGGGUGCCUGGCUCUGUUUGAUGAUGCAAGCGUCACACAUCCCAAUCGACCCCAACAUGCUGCUGGAAGUUAAAGCACGCUUAAAGGAGAAGGCUACUGGAAAGACCAGACAGGGAUCUGUUCCAGUCAAGGAAAUGGUCCAGGAGUACAUCGGUGGAGCGGAGACGAUUACCGAAGACCCUGCCACGCGAGACUAUGUGGUGACACGUGCACGUCUAAUGGCUGCAAAGCUGUUGGGGGCACUGUGCAGUUGUAUUUGUGACCCACGGUUGAAUAGCUCUUCUCAAGAACUCCGGCCUGCCGAGUCUCUAGCACAACUUUUACUGUUCCAUCUCAAUUCCAAAUCGGCCCUGCAGCGGAUUGCGGUAUCCAUGGUGAUCUGUGAGUGGGCAGGCCUUCAGAAGGAGUGUGAGCUGCUGUCCAGCGUGGUUCAGCCCCGAUUGCUGGACAUUCUCUCAGAGCAACUCUACUACGACGAGAUCGCCAUUCCAUUUACUCGCAUGCAGAACGAAUGUAAACAGCUCAUAGCGCUGCUGGCUGACGCCCACAUUGACGUGAGAGAACGAAUCAACUCCACUGUAUUCACCAUCGAUCAGGCUAAUGAGCUGGUGACCACCAUCUUCUCAGAAUGCACCUCCUCUCUGAACCUCAAAUCACGUCAGUUCCAGCUGCUGGACAGCAAGAAGUUGCAGGCUCGUUCCACUGUGUGCGAGACCAGCACAGAGUGGCAGCAGCUGCAGCUGAGAGUUCAUACCUUCACUGCCUGCGCUGUGGUUGGACUUGCCAUGCUGCCGGAUAAACUCAAUCCUGUUGUCAGGCCCCUGAUGGAGGCGGCCCGCCGCGAAGAGAACAUGCUCGUCCAGGGUUAUGCAGCCUCCAACAUUGCCCGCCUGCUGCAGCUGUGCGCUGCCAGAUCUCCCUGCCCGAAUGCCAAGAUCGUGAAGAAUCUCUGCAGCUCGGUGUGUGUAGAUCCAAUGCUCACCCCUAGUGCUGCAUGUCCUGUCCCGCCAGCCAGCACUCCAGCAAUACAAGAGAGCAGUAAAGCAUCUGUGGCAGAGAAGGAUGCGAUGCAUCACAUGGUGAACAAGUCAAAGGGCAUCAUCACCCUUUACCGGCAUCAGAAAGCAGCUUUUGCCAUCACCAGUAAGAGAGGACCCACACCAAAAGCCCCCAAAACUACCAACAAUGACCUGCCCCUCGGAGGCAGCAUUACCACAGAAACAGAUGAGAGCAAGAAGCCAUGUCUUAUCCAGAGGAGAGGGGCAGAGUUCUGCUUGAUGACAGUUGCCAGGCAUUUUGGUAAGGAGUUGACCAAAACGUUGCCAUAUCUGUGGGAGUCCAUGACCGGUCCGCUGAGGAAUGCGCUGGAUGCUCAGAGAUUUGAUUCCAGCCAGUUGCUGAAGCAGGGAGACCCGGUUGCUCAGGAGCUUGUCAACUCUCUGCAGGUGCUGGAGGUCACAGCAGGAGCCAUGUCCCAAGAGCUCAACCCUUUAUUGAUGGAGCAGUUGCCUCUCCUGUGCACCUGUCUGCAACAUCCAUACACAGCCGUACGUCACAUGGCAGCGCGCUGUGUGGGCGUGCUCAGCAAGAUCGCUACUAUGGAGACCAUGAAUGUGUUCCUGGAACAUGUGCUUCCCUGGUUGGGUGCUAUUGAUGACAACACCAAGCAGGAGGGAGCCAUCGAAGCCCUGGCCUGUAUCCUCUGCAUGUCACAAAUGAAAAUCAAGCUCUUUUCUUGUAUUAAAAGUGCCUUUGUAUUUCACCUGCUGUUGGACUGUGGACUGGGUUCUGCUGGAGCAGCUGAUGGCGGCACAGAGGCUGUGGUGGCCCAGCACCGCAUUCUGAUCUUCUGCCAGCUGAAGAGCAUGUUGGACAUCGUGGAGCAGGAUCUGCUCAAAGCACAGCUGCCCACAGUCACCUACCUCAGGCUGGAUGGAAGCGUUCAGGCCGGCCUCAGACACUCCAUAGUCUCUAGGUUUAAUAAUGACCCAUCCAUAGAUGUUCUGCUGCUCACUACCCAUGUGGGUGGACUGGGUUUGAAUCUGACUGGAGCAGAUACCGUUGUGUUUGUGGAGCAUGACUGGAACCCCAUGAGAGACUUGCAGGCCAUGGAUCGAGCUCACAGAAUAGGACAGAAACGUGUGGUGAAUGUGUAUCGUCUCAUCACACGGGGCACGCUGGAGGAGAAGAUUAUGGGUCUGCAGAAAUUUAAGAUGACCAUUGCAAAUACAGUCAUCAGCCAAGAGAACGCCAGCCUGCAGAGCAUGGGCACAGAACAGCUGCUCAACCUCUUCACACUGGACAAGAAUAAUAAAGCAGAGAAGAGCGAGGCGGCAGCGUCGUCAUCCUCUGGUCAAGCCAGUAUGAAGUCUGUUCUGGAUGGGCUGGGUGACCUGUGGGACCAGCAGCAGUACGAGAACGAAUACGACCUGGACAGCUUCAUGCACUCACUUAAAUGAGCUCAGUUCAACAUGAGCAA
Messenger RNA from Sinocyclocheilus grahami, 4609 nucleotides. Its product is annotated as TATA-binding protein-associated factor 172-like. The transcript has 28 exons. Bases 285 to 4589 code for a protein of 1434 amino acids. The record is from RefSeq and is a predicted model, not a curated record. Gene Ontology annotation, molecular function: TBP-class protein binding; DNA binding; ATP hydrolysis activity. Lineage: Eukaryota; Metazoa; Chordata; Actinopteri; Cypriniformes; Cyprinidae.